AUGCCCGCCCCGCCUGGGCCGCCCGCCUCCCACCGCGAGGCGGCUCCUCGGACCGUGGGCCCGGGCGAGAAGGCCCUUCGCCGGCUCCGGGCGUGCGCUCUGCUGCGGCAGGGGGCUGGCCCGGGCGCACUGGACCGUGGACGCUGCGACCGGAAGGGCCGCUACCGGAAGGGGGCCCGCCGCGGCGCGGACGGCCGCGAAGCGACCAGCCGCGGCGAGGGGGAGUUGGCGAAGUAUAUAGUGGAGGAGAUUCGUGACCACAUCGACCAGACUGAGAAGGGCGGCGCCGAGAACGCCGGCGCCGUGCUCGAGUGCCCUAUCUGCGGGAGAAUUCUUUCGAGGCCGCAGAGGGCGCGGGAGCAUGCGAAGAGCCAUCUGGAGGGCAAGUUCGCGUGCAUCCACAAGACGCUCCUGACCGAUGUGCAGAUCUCGCACCCAGUGAUCGCGGCGGUGCAGCGCUCCCUGUACGACCACGACAUCCUCGCGGGUUGCCCGCGCAGCGGCUACGCGUCCCGCGCGAGGUCGCUCAUCCAGGGGUGGAUCGGCUUCACCGCGACACCCGGUGGGAGAGAUUCGCUCUACACCGCGACGGGCCACAAGCGCGACUGCGACCUGAGACUGGUCCUGACUGACACCGGCCCGCAAUAUUGGUUACAUUCCGACGAGAGGCUCCGCUUCGCUCGGAAGUUCGGCGGCCACUACUACACUAUGGCGUUCGGUAACAUGUACGCGCGCUUCUUGCUCGACGCAGGAGGGGUGCACGGCCGCGCUUUCCGCUCUCUCAAAGCGGCAUGGGCCCGCGGUGGCUGCGAGGUGGGAUCGCUCGCCAACCGGCACACUGGCACCAUGAUAGCGCUGAUGUUGGACAUUGCCGAGUCGAAAGCCUUCGAAGACUUUGUGGGCGCACAGGUUCUGAAAUGCGCUGACGUCGGCGGCCUCAGGUCCAUCUCUAUCGACGCGACGUACAAGGUCGCACUCAAGGUUUCCGGACAGACCCGCGCGCAGAAGCACAACGUGUUCAGCGUGAUCGGAUACCAUGGCGAAGUGUUGGGGCUCGCUCCCGGGCACGCAGAGCGCCCAGAGGCAUUCGCCGGCGCAGUGGAGCGCUCGGUGCCCCCCGAGCUCCGCUCGCGCGUCGAGCACGUGGCGAGCGACGUCGUCGGGCGCAAGGUUUGCGAGGAGAUGCAGAAGAUUCUCCCGAAUUUGCAGUGCGCAUCCCUUGACCCGUUGCACCUGGCGUUCUCCGUGGACGCCCACACCUCUAAGCGCCGCAUGCGACCGACCGCGGUCGGCCUCGUCAUGCGGGCUGUCUUGGGGAAGUUCCCCGUGGCCGACUACGCGCGGAGGCGCGAGCCGUUUCACUGGGGCACUGGCGCGGCCAGGGCAUCCGCUCAGGAGCAAGCGUUCAUCGAGCGCAUGCGGGGGGGCGACAUGGGGCACCGCCGAGCGAAGAGCAUCCUCAGCGACAUGGACCCUAACGCGCCGAUGCAGUCCAGGGAGCAGUUUGCCAUGUUGAUGGCGGCCAUCGCGCGCGUUUACCCGGAGCGGAUGGACGUGCAGUACGAUGAGGGCACACUCCGGGCGCAGUUCAUUGCGGCGUGCGCCCCCGAUCGAGCGGAAUUCUACAUGAACAACAUCCGCUACAGGGCGCGGCUCACGCCGAAGGAGAACAGCUCUCUCGGCGUUGGAACGACUCGCAACGAGCAGAUACACUCGUGCAUCAACGCAAAUUUCCGCCAGUUGACUCGCGUGGAUGCCAGGGCCAUGAAGGCCGAGCUCGCGCUGUGGGCGGGGUGCGAGACCACGCUGGCGUCGAGGGCUUUGGGCGGCAGGACGACCUCGAGGGUGCGGCGCGCCGAUAUGAAGGCGACCGUGGUCAACUCAGUCUCGCUGUUCGACGCUGAGAACUGGCCGGUGCACGUGGGCCUAGAUGAGACGGAGUACCAGGCUUCCGCCCCUCCUGUGGAGGGCGAUUUGCGCCCGCGCAGGCGCGGGCCGUCCCGCGUGCAAGAAACUAUCUUGCAGGCCAUUAGGGCGAAGGUGAACAAGUCGACCAGGAAGAAGCUGUUUGACCUCUCAACCAACAAGCGGCCCUCCCCGAAGGUGUCGGCGAGGCCGGGGAGCGCUGCCGACGAGGCCGCGGGCGGGUCCAGCAG
Molecule: messenger RNA, 2156 nt
Organism: Prorocentrum cordatum
Lineage: Eukaryota; Dinophyceae; Prorocentrales; Prorocentraceae
Source: the annotation of a GenBank genome assembly